AAAGAUAAUAGUCAAGGUGAUUUCCUUUCUCAUUUUGAAAGGAACCCUUCAGAAUUUUACCAUGGUGAACAUGCGCAACGCAUAACAUUACAGAGCACCAUUCCAAAAUCGAGAAAAAAAAAUCCUAAGAAACGCCAUCCGAAUUUCCCAAAUUGUGGCAUAGGAAUGCCCUCUUGGUUUCUCUUUCACCACACAAAUUCCCAAUUCUGACUUUGUUUUCUCUCUCACACUCGUUUAAAUCUGCAAUUAUUUUUCUUAAAUUUCAAGCAUGUCCGUAGUUGGUUGAAGCAUUGUGCUCUUCAUCGUACCGUUUUUUUUUUUUUUUAAUGUUUUGGGUUUGUGUCCUAUUCCGAUGAAUUAUGUAAGAGAAGCUGCGCAUGUCGACCCCAUUUCCGUAGUAAUGGCUGCUGCUGACAACACCAACCCAAAGGAUUAUUACAAAGUGCUGGAGGUUGAGUAUGAUGCAACUGAUGAAAAUAUCAAAUUGAAUUACCGACGACUUGCACUGAAAUGGCAUCCUGACAAGCACAAAGGUGACAGUGACGUUACCGCAAAAUUUCAGGAGAUAAAUGAAGCUUACAAUGUUUUAAGUGAUCCUGCCAAGCGUUUUGAUUAUGAUUUAACUGGGAUAUGUGAGAUUGAAAAGUAUAGCUUGCAGGAAUAUCUUGCCAGAUUUAAAGGCAUGAUUCUUACCUGCAAUGGACUUGGCAUCAACCAAACCGACAGAUGGUCACAACAAUUGAUUGAAAAUUUUGAAUCCCUAGAUAAAUAAGGGUUCUCAAUAUCAAUUUCAGCCAGCGGAGUUAUGAAUAUGAAUAUGCAAACGUGUCUAUUUCCUUUAACAAUUAGAGGGUACGAAAUAUGGGUCAGUCUAACCCUGCCCUUAAAUUCCAUCCCACCCGGUUUCAGUGAGAUUUGAAACCUCCAUAUUUUGGGUACCCAAUGAUCAAUUGCCAAAACAUAAACAACCUGGUGUGAUUGAAUCAUACUGUAAUAUACGCUACAUCCAUGUGUACGGUUUAGAACGAUCUGUUAUGAACCUUUACGCCCUUGUGCAAGAUUUCUUCCAUGCAUCUUCCCUCUUAGUGUGUUUACCUAGUAGGUAAUAUGUUGCCAUUUCCUUGUAUAUUUGAUCUCACUUAUCA
Molecule: messenger RNA, 1145 nt
Organism: Abrus precatorius (Indian licorice)
Lineage: Eukaryota; Viridiplantae; Streptophyta; Magnoliopsida; Fabales; Fabaceae
Product: chaperone protein DnaJ
Cellular component (GO): cytoplasm; nucleus
Source: RefSeq, a predicted model, not a curated record